UCUAUAUAACCACAAUCCCGAUAAUCCUGCACGAUUAACUUCCUCCAAUAGUGCCACAGUACCACCAGUGUGACGUCAUGCGAGGUGCUAUCAUCCUCCUGAUUCUUGCUAUUGCCGUCCUUAAAAUCAAUGCUUAUGCUCUCGGGUACUCGGAUCUCAUAAGUUCGGAAACUUCCUCCUCUUAUGGGUCAUACAGUCAAGGGUACACUGCCGGGUAUUCAUCCCUUUAUCCCGGGUAUUCCGGGGGAUAUGGCUACUACCGUCCAAUGGGCAAUUUCGGGUACAACGGGUUUGGAUAUGGCAGCUCUUACUGGCCAUACUAUGGCUACUCGGGGAGCAUGUACAGGCCAUAUUACAGCAGUUAUAUGAGCUACAGGCCAUAUGGGUACUACGGGGGACUUUAUGGAAGUGGACUUUCCGGCUAUGGGAACUACUAUGGCGGCUAUGGCUCCAACUGUAUGGGCAUGUACAGACCCGGCUGUUACAGCUACUAUAGCUACUACAAGAAAUAAUUUAAUAAAAGGGUGUUAAAUUCAA
Tribolium madens (black flour beetle) is the source of this 537-nucleotide messenger RNA. Its product is annotated as shematrin-like protein 2. The record is from RefSeq and is a predicted model, not a curated record. The transcript has 2 exons. Bases 78 to 512 code for a protein of 144 amino acids. NCBI's taxonomy places the organism in Eukaryota, Metazoa, Arthropoda, Insecta, Coleoptera, Tenebrionidae.